This is a messenger RNA of Rana temporaria (common frog), 1808 nucleotides long. It is a transcript of the gene CLTRN, whose product is annotated as collectrin, amino acid transport regulator. The coding region runs from base 32 to 724 and encodes 230 amino acids. The transcript is spliced from 6 exons. The record is from RefSeq and is a predicted model, not a curated record. Lineage: Eukaryota; Metazoa; Chordata; Amphibia; Anura; Ranidae.
UUCUCAGUGACCCAGAAUUCUUUUUUUUCUCAUGGAUUUUCAUUCUACAAGGAUGUUGGGAAAAACUCUAAUUCUUUUUUUCUUUCUGUUCCACUUCGGAAAUUCUAAUCUAUGCAGACCAGAUGCACCAGAUGCCUUUAAAGUUCGACUUAGUAUCAAGAAAGCUCUGGGGGACAAUGCAUACAGCUGGAAUACGGAUGAAGAAUUUUUCUUUAAGGCUGUGAUGGCCUUUGUAAUGCGAACUCAUGUGAACAAUACAAUUCAGAUCUCCAAUAUUCUUCUUUGCAAUGUAACUCAGAGAGUCUCAUUCUGGUUUGUGGUGACGACCCCUUCAAACAGUUCAGAACCUAUUGACAGCACAAAAGUGAAAAAUGCUAUAAGGCUUGAAAGGAACAGGAUUAACAGUGCAUUUCUUUUAAAUGACAAUACUUUGGAGUUUGUUGAUAUACCGCCUACAAUUGCUCCAGUAACCAGUCAUUCCAAUCAGUCUUGGCUUGUCGUGUUUGGGGUUGUGGCUGGUCUUCUAGGACUGGCAAGCAUUCUCCUUACAGUCUCAGGAAUAAAGCGAUAUAGAAAGAAAAAAGUAUCUGAAGCUGAAGAACCUGAUGAAGCUGAAGACAAGAUGAAACCUGCAGAAACAAAUGAAAAUGGAACUCGUUGCGAAAACGUACAUAUUUCUGGAGGAGUGGACAAUGCAGGCUUUGAGGAUAUUACUCCCCUUUAAAUUGGAAUAUAUACAUACACGUUAUACCGAUGGACACGUACAAACGAAAUAUCUGUGGUUGUACAGAAUAUUGACUAUUUAGGUUCUCUUGCAAUAAUUCAUGGGUGAAAUAACAGCUGCAAUUGUAAAAGCAAGAUGACUCUGAGGGUAACAAGUGGAGGGUGAUGGGCUACUGUCAGGUAAUGGGGAUAAUAACCUUAUGUCACGUUGUAUUCCAAACAAUACAAAAGUGACAAAAUUACCACUUUGUACCUUUUUCAAUAUGUGUGCUUUGUACAAGGUAAAGCUGUUAAGAGUAUAUAAGAUUAAAUACAUAAUAGAGGCUCAUUUAUAUGGUAACUAGUAGCCUUAUAAUGGUUCUAAAGGUCCAAGGUUUUUAUGCAUUAAGUUAAAAAAACAUCUGUCUUCAGCCUCCCCCCCCCCACAGCCCCCCUUAUGUUUAUCUGAGACCGAUCUCAAUCCAACAAUGUGCACAAGUGCGCUUUCUCUCUCCUUACCGAGAGCCUUUGGCUCCUGUUGCUGUCAAUCACAGCCAGUGAGAGUGGGAGGCUGUGUGUGUCAAUAGACCCACACAGCACAACUCAGGAGCGAGCCAGCCUGAGUACCCCCAUAACAAGCAGCUUGCUAUGAGGGCACUUGGUGGGGGGAGUAACCACAAGUCUGGGGCCCCCAGAAGAGGAGGAUCGGUCCUUCUCUGUGUAAAACCAUUGCACAAAGGUAAGUAUAACAUGUUUGUUAUUUUUUUUUCUUUAGAAUCACUUUAAAUCUGUUUAUUGUCACUCUGACGUUAGGUAAGUCAUUAAAGUGGAUCUUUUACAUUUCUAUUUAAGUGUAUCACAGCUCAAAAAAGUGACGAAUUGUUAUCCUAUGUGAAACAUUGAUAAAUAUUCGUUGUGAAUAAGCAGUACCUUGAAAAAUCUACAUUUUGGCCUAAAUUCCUCCUAAAUAAAUAGCAAUGCACUUCAUUGCAUGUGACUGUGUCUGUGUCUUGGCAUUCCUGUGCAUUAAAGUGCACCCGUAUCCAGACUAUGGACAUUACAUUAUUUGCUUAUUAAUAACAACCAAUAAAAGAGCUUUAAAACAA